Cynara cardunculus var. scolymus (artichoke) is the source of this 913-nucleotide messenger RNA. Its product is annotated as protein N-lysine methyltransferase METTL21A. Bases 18 to 911 code for a protein of 297 amino acids. Lineage: Eukaryota; Viridiplantae; Streptophyta; Magnoliopsida; Asterales; Asteraceae. The record is from RefSeq and is a predicted model, not a curated record. The transcript has 6 exons.
AGUGGAGGCUGGUGAUAAUGUCCGGUGCUAACUGCAAAGAAGUCGACCCAAGAAAAGAGGAGGAAGAAGAAGAAGAGGAAGAAGAGAUGGUGACAGGAAUGGGAUCAUACAAGGGGAAAGUUAGAAUGGUGAGAGGAGAUCCGUCAGAUGAGAUGAUGCUGCUCUGGGGACUUCAACAGCCAACAUUCUCUAAACCCAAUGCUUUCGUCUCUCAAUCUUCUCUCAAUCUCACCCUCGAUGCUUGUGGUCGUCGUCUCUCCAUUUCCCAGUCCCCUUCUUCCUUGAUCAUAGUGCAAUUCUCAUUCACUGGAACUAUUUCAUCUUAUAAGUACUUUGCAUAUUAUCUAGUGUGUUCUGUUUAUGUGCUUCAAUGUCGGGCGCUCCUGGAGUUACUGGAUCAGUCAUGUGGGAUAGUGGAAUUGUUCUGGGGAAAUUUUUGGAGAAUGCGGUGGAAACAGGAUUACUUGGUCUUCAAGGCAAGAAGUUGUAUUGCAGCUCUUCUAGGUGCUCAAGUUAUUCUUACAGAUAUGCCAGAUAGAUUGAGGCUUCUUAAAAAGAACAUAGAAGAUAAUAUGUAUGGAGACGUGCGGGGUUGUGCAACAGCUAAUGAACUCACUUGGGGGGAUCGUCCUGAGCCAGAAUUGGUUGAGCCAUUACCUGAUUUUGUGAUAGGAUCGGACGUGAUCUAUAGCGAAGAAGCGGUGACAGAUUUGUUAGAUACGUUGGUAGAACUCAGUGGGAUUAACACAACAAUUAUUCUGGCUGGAGAACUUCGAAAUGCAGAUGCUAUCCUUGAAUACUUCUUGGAAGCAGCAAUGGAGGAGUUCAUGAUCGGUCGGGUUGAUCAAGCAGGUUGGCAUCCGGAUUAUCGCAGUCCACGUGUUGCUAUGUAUGUGCUGGUUAUGAAAUGAUC